This is a messenger RNA of Schizophyllum commune H4-8, 1779 nucleotides long. RefSeq lists its product as uncharacterized. The transcript has 12 exons. NCBI's taxonomy places the organism in Eukaryota, Fungi, Basidiomycota, Agaricomycetes, Agaricales, Schizophyllaceae. Bases 1 to 1779 code for a protein of 592 amino acids. The record is from RefSeq and is a predicted model, not a curated record. Gene Ontology annotation, molecular function: hydrolase activity, acting on carbon-nitrogen (but not peptide) bonds.
AUGGGUGUCAUCGCAGCUGUGCUCCUCGGCCUUUACGCCUUCCCCAUGCUCUGGGACGUGCAGCACAGUGCUGCGGUCGUGCGCAUGCGGGCGCAGGUCGAGAACCUGACCUCCGGCUACGUGGUGUGCACGCCGGGGAGGAGGGGUGUGUAUACAGUGGAUGGGGAGGACAGCCAGGUGGAGUGCGUGAGGGUGCAGGGGGAUGUGGUGGCGGAUGUGGGGGAGAGGGAUGCUAUCACGAAGCGGUGGACGAAGGAGCUACCGUGGCCGCUUUCGAUGUACCCGUUCUCGCUUAUAGCACCGGAGCUGGAGGUCCACGAAAUUGACGAGGACUCAAUAGUUGUCCCUGGCUUAACAGAUUCUCACUGCCAUGUCCUCGAAUAUGGCGCCUUCAAGCAAAUUCCCCUUGAGAAGGGAAAGAGUAUCCCAGACGUUGUCAAACACGUCCGCAACUACAUCAUGAGCAACGAUGAGAUAUUCACUAACACGAGCAAGCCCGUCCUUGGCUGGGGCUGGGAUCAUACUGCCUGGCCUGAGAAGCGGUUCCCGAUGGCGGCCGACCUCGACGCCGAUCCCAUCAUCCGCGGGCGCCCAGUGAUUCUCACCAGCAAGGACGGCCACGCAAUCUGGGUCUCCCAGCGCGUCCUCGACGAGAACAUGGCGAACAUCCCGGACGACGUCCCCGGCGGGGUGAUCUAUAGGGAUAAGGAUGGAAAGCCCACGGGCACCUUCCUCGACAGCGCAAUCGACGUCAUCCCCAAACCUAGCCUUACCGACGCUGACCUGCGCAAGCGGCUCAUGACCGCUGUACGGGAUGCGCACGCUUAUGGGCUGACCUCAGUACAUGACGCUGCGCUGCUGCCCGAGUCGUUGGCCUUCUUCAAACGGCAAGCGGAGGCGAAUGUGCUGCCCCUCCGCGUCUUCGGCAUGAAAUACUUCAACGAGGAGGACUGGUCGGGCGACCCCAAUGACAUGUACUUCGCCUUCGACAACCACCUCGUCUCGCGCAGCGUCAAGAUCUUUGCGGAUGGGGCGUUGAGGACAGGUGGGGCGGCGCUCUACGAACCCUACUCCGACAACCCGUCGAGCCGCGGCGCCAUGCGCAUUGACCCUGAGCUGCUGGCAAAGGUCGUACCCAAAUUGCUGGCGAACGGGUGGCAGGUGAACGUCCACGCCAUCGGCGACCGCGCCAACGGCCUCGUCCUCGAUGCCUUCGAAGCUGCCUUGGAGAACACGAAUAUUUCUGCCGUACGCCCGCGCCUGGAGCACGCGCAGCUCAUGACGGACAAGGAUAUUGAGCGGUUGGGAAGGUUGGGAGUCAUCGCCAGUGUGCAGCCGACGCAUGUCAUCGACGAUAUGUGGUACGCGGAGGACCGAUUGGGUCCCUCCCGCAUCCGCGGCCUCUACGCCUUCCGCUCCAUGCUCAAUGCGGGCGCGCGCAUCACUCUUGGCUCGGACUUCCCCGUCGAGACGAUGAACCCGCUCGCGGGUUUCUACGCCGCGAUCACGCGCCUCACGUACGACGGGCGGUCGCCACAGGGGAGUGGGGGAUGGUUCCCCGAGCAAGCCCUCACCCGCCGCGAGGCCCUCCGCGGCCUGACCAUCGAGCCCGCACACGCGUCCUUCAGCGAGGACAAGGUCGGCUCGCUCGAGGUGGGCAAGAAGGCGGAUUUCGUGGUUCUCUCGCGGGAUAUCAUGACCGUUCCGGUGGAGGAGAUCAUGGGCACGAAGGUGCUGGCGACGGCGAUUGAUGGGAGGGUAGUAUAUGGGGGGUUGUGA